UGUGAUGUAGUGCGGUGGAGGUAGACGGAGAUCAUGAUGAUCGGUCUGAACCUCAGCUUGCAGGAGUUGCUGGAGAAGUUUGAGGAGGACAUCCAGGCGGAGAUCGAGGCUCAUAAUGAUGUUUUCAGGAGUGUGGAGGGGAAUAAGAUGAAGAUGGUGAAGGCUCUGGGGAGCUCAGAGGAGGCAGUAUUUCUCCAGCAGAGACUGGAUGACAUGAACCAGCGCUGGAACGACCUGAAGGCCAAAUCUGCCAAUAUACGGGCUCAUCUGGAGGCCAGUGCUGAGCGCUGGAACAGGCUUCUGUCAGUACUGGAGGAACUGGGGCGCUGGAUCAGUGUGAAGGAUGAGGAGCUGAACAAACAGAUGCCCAUCGGAGGAGACGUGCCCACACUACUGCAGCAGCAGAUCCACUGCACGGUGAGAGGACACACACACAGGCUCAGCGUCUCAGAUCGACGACUCCUUUCUCAUCUUGACUCACUGCUAUCCUGUCUCCUCCCAUCUUGUGUAUUUUGUCUUAGUUUCAUCUCGUCUUGUCUCCUCUCUUGCUUUUCAACUCAACUCCUCUCUCCUCAUCUCAUUUUGUAA
Messenger RNA from Rhinichthys klamathensis goyatoka, 588 nucleotides. RefSeq names its product utrophin. Gene Ontology annotation, biological process: synaptic signaling. Bases 34 to 588 code for a protein of 184 amino acids. The record is from RefSeq and is a predicted model, not a curated record. Gene Ontology annotation, cellular component: plasma membrane. Lineage: Eukaryota; Metazoa; Chordata; Actinopteri; Cypriniformes; Leuciscidae. The transcript has 3 exons. Gene Ontology annotation, molecular function: protein binding.